AUGACCACCACCAUCCGCCAGUUCACCUCCUCCAGCUCCAUCAAGGGCUCCUCCGGCCUGGGGGGCUCGUCCCGUACCUCCUGUCGGCUGUCGGGCAGCCUGGGCGCCGGCUCCUGCAGGCUGGGGUCUGCAGGCGGCCUGGCAGGCGCCCUGGGGAGCAGCAACUACUCCAGCUGCUACAGCUUCGGCUCGGGCGGCAGCUAUGGCGGCAGCUUUGGUGGCGGAGAUGGCCUGCUGGCCGGUGGCGAGAAGGCCACCAUGCAGAACCUCAACGACCGCCUGGCCUCCUACCUGGACAAGGUGCGCGCCCUGGAGGAGGCCAACACCGAGCUGGAGGUGAAGAUCCGGGACUGGUACCAGAAGCGGGCUCCAGGGCCCGCCCCUGACUACAGCCACUACUGGAAGACCAUCGAGGACCUGAAGAACAAGAUCCUCACGGCCACUGUGGACAACGCCAACAUUCUGCUGCAGAUCGACAACGCUCGUCUGGCCGCUGAUGACUUCCGCACCAAGUUUGAGACGGAGCAGGCCCUGCGCCUGAGCGUGGAGGCUGACAUCAACGGGCUGCGCAGGGUGCUGGACGAGCUGACCCUGGCCAGAGCCGACCUGGAGAUGCAGAUUGAGAAUCUCAAGGAGGAGCUGGCCUACAUGAAGAAGAACCAUGAGGAGGAGAUGAACUCCCUGCGAGGCCAGGUGGGCGGCGAGAUCAACGUGGAGAUGGACGCCGCCCCUGGUGUGGACCUGAGCCGCAUCCUGUCUGAGAUGCGUGACCAGUAUGAGAAGAUGGCGGAGAAGAACCGCAAGGAUGCCGAGGACUGGUUCUUCACCAAGACGGAGGAGCUGAACCGCGAGGUGGCCACCAACAGCGAGCUGCUGCAGAGCGGCAAGAGCGAGAUCUCAGAGCUGCGGCGCUCCAUGCAGGCCUUGGAGAUCGAGCUGCAGUCCCAGCUCAGCAUGAAAGCAUCCCUGGAGGGCAGCCUGGCGGAGACAGAGAACCGCUACUGCGUGCAGCUGUCCCAGAUCCAGGGGCUGAUCGGCGGCGUGGAGGAGCAGCUGGCACAGCUGCGCUGUGAUAUGGAGCAGCAGAACCAGGAGUACAGGAUCCUGCUCGACGUGAAGACCCGGCUGGAGCAGGAGAUCGCCACCUACCGCCGCCUGCUGGAGGGCGAGGACGCCCACCUGACUCAGUACAAGCCAAAAGAACCCGUGACCACCCGCCAGGUGCGCACCAUUGUGGAAGAGGUCCAGGACGGCAAGGUCAUCUCCUCCCGCGAGCAGGUGCAUCAGACCACCCGCUAA
Lepus europaeus (European hare) is the source of this 1299-nucleotide messenger RNA. Its product is annotated as keratin, type I cytoskeletal 17. The transcript is spliced from 8 exons. Gene Ontology annotation, molecular function: structural molecule activity. The record is from RefSeq and is a predicted model, not a curated record. Gene Ontology annotation, cellular component: keratin filament. Bases 1 to 1299 code for a protein of 432 amino acids. Lineage: Eukaryota; Metazoa; Chordata; Mammalia; Lagomorpha; Leporidae.